AUGUGGCUGGUGGUGUUGUGGUCUGGAUAUCUCUCUCUUCCUGCCUCUCUGAGUGUCAGUCCUGACAGAUAUCAGUUCUUUGAAUAUGAGUCUGUCUCUCUGAGCUGUGAGGUUCAGGGGAACUCUGCUGGAUGGAGAGUGGUGAGGAACCCAGAGAGAGGAAUCCUUUCAGAGUGUCAUACUACCUGGGGAAAACAACAAGGGUCUUCAUGCAUCGUGUCACUAAUACCAUCAGACAGUGGAGUGUACUGGUGUGAGUCUGGGUCUGGAGAACAGAGCAAUACUGUCAACAUCACAGUACCUGAUGGAGCUGUGAUCCUGGAGAGCCCUGUCCUUCCUGUGACUGAGGGAGAUUCUGUGACUCUGCGCUGCAGAUAUAAGAGAAUUCCCUCUGACCUCACAGCUGAUUUCUACAAAGAUGGAUCCCUCAUCAGGACUGAGACUACAGGAGAGAUGACCAUCCCUGCAGUAUCCAAGUCAGAUGAAGGACUCUACAAGUGUACCAACUCUGAAGGAGAAUCAUCAGAGAGCUGGAUGACUGUGACAGGUGAGAAUAUGAGAAGCCUUGACAUUCAGAUUAUCUGGUUCUUCUUUACACUCCAAUCAGCAUUCAGGUAUACGAUAUUGGCCCCUGGGCCUUAA
Messenger RNA from Salvelinus fontinalis (brook trout), 642 nucleotides. Its product is annotated as Fc receptor-like protein 5. Lineage: Eukaryota; Metazoa; Chordata; Actinopteri; Salmoniformes; Salmonidae. Bases 1 to 642 code for a protein of 213 amino acids. Gene Ontology annotation, molecular function: transmembrane signaling receptor activity. The transcript is spliced from 4 exons. The record is from RefSeq and is a predicted model, not a curated record. Gene Ontology annotation, biological process: cell surface receptor signaling pathway.